CCGCCCGGCACGUAAUGCGCUCAUCUGUAAGUUCUAGAAAUGAUGAAAUCUCAAGUAAGAAACAAGGCCGACGUGUGGCUAAGAAGUGAAUGAGUAUAUGUUAAGUUUAUAAGAUACUGCCAUACUUCUCUGACUUGCAUUCCGGUUUCUCUGUGUAUAAAAACCCACAACUGACUCUAACGUUAGCAUUAGCAUUAGCCAAAGCGCCGCUGAAGGAGGAAGAGUUUCUCAGCAGCUGAACUUCCAGCGGUUUUCAGUAUGCAGAACAGACAGAGGAGAUCCCAUCUGGGCUUGCUGCUCCUGGCUUCCCAGUUGUUUCAGGUGGGCCUGGAAAACAUCCCCCCCAUCACUCUGGCUGUCCUGGCUCUCAACGUGUACCUUUACCUGUUCCCUGCUGCUCCAUUGUUGCAGGCUUGUGUGAGUGUCAAGCAGGCAUACUGGUUUAAAGAGUGGCGCCGGCUUCUUCUGUCUCCGUUUCACCAUGUGGAUGACUGGCAUCUGUAUUUCAACAUGGUGUCCUUCCUCUGGAAAGGCAUUAGACUGGAGCGACGGCUGGGAGGAGCCUGGUUCCUUUACCUGCUCUCUGUCUUCUCUGUGCUCACUGGCGUGGUCUAUUUGGUGUUGGAGAUGUUGCUAACGGAGCUAACUCAGGACGAGUCUUACAGCAUGGCGUGUGCUGUCGGCUUCUCAGGUGUCUUGUUUGCUCUGAAGGUGCUCAGUAACCAUUACCACCCUGGAGGUGUGACGUAUGUGAUGGGUCUCCCUGUGUCAAAUCGCUACGCUAGCUGGGUGGAGCUGGUGCUGAUCCACAUAACAGCUCCAGGGACAUCUUUUAUUGGUCACCUGGCAGGUAUCCUGGUGGGUCUGCUCUACACCGUUGGGCCACUGAAAACCAUCAUGAAGAAAUGUGCAGAGUUUGUCUCGUCAAACGGAUAUAGCCCACAUCCUGGUGCAAACUACAGCUCCUCAGGCUAUACAGGUUACAGUUCCACUAGUGGACGACACUCAGGAAACUUUCAGAAUCCACCAGGCUCCACCACAGAUCAGACGGCAUCUUACACCGGUGGGCUGACGGAGGAAGAGCAGCUGGAGGCGGCCAUCAGAAACAGCCUGAAUGACAGAGGACAAACCCGUCAGAGAGGAGCUCCUCCCUCUUAUGGCUUCAACCUUUCUGAGGAGCCCACCGCAGAGGAGAUCAGGUGGAGGAGAAUGAGAAGGUUUGACAGCUGAGCUGAAGAAGACUAUUUUGGUGGGAAGAUGCAAGACAUUCAGUUAAAAGCUGCACUUCCACAGGCUGAAAAAGAGUGUCCUGGUUCAAGAGGUCUCCCAACACUGGCUGAUGGAUUUGAGCUUUUUAAUUUCGAUGUGGCCCUGAAUGAGUUUGUGAGGUCUGGAAAAGUUCCUGGCCAUGACAGGAUGAGCCCUCUGUUUGUGUGAUGAUGCUGAAGCUGUGCUCAUAAACAGCUUUUGAUUUUGAAAUCAGGGGGAAUGUUUGGAGACACAGACAGCUGUGAGACAUGAACAAUCCCAAGCUGUAAAUAUUUCACAUCUGUGUUAGAAUUUAGGAAAUGUUUUCCUUGUUCUGCAAAUGUUUUUACUUAUACAAAUGUUUAUCUGAAAAGCUUUAACAUUUACUUUGAAGCCUUGUAGAUUUAGGGCAUCUUAAAGAGAUCUUACAGUUGACUGAGGAUUCCUCUGAAAGCUGAAUAAAGAACUAGCUAGAGUCACUGACAGAGAAAACAUGAUGAUACAGAAGCCUGGUAAAUCUUAUAUCAACAGGCUCCAACUUCUGUAACUGAAGUGCAAAAGGAAAAAUGGAAGAAAUGAAGCUGAAAUGUAGAUUUUAACCAGUGGUUUCAAAGUGCAGUAGGUUCAGUUUCCAGACUAAUUCCUCUUUACAUUUCAGUUUUCAUGAGAUUACGAGAACAUGAUGCAGCAUGGUGCCAAAUCCUCCUACCUUACUACAGUAGUUGGUAAGGUUGAUUAAGUGUGUUUUGAUGCACAUUAACGGCCUGUGUUAUGGUAGAGUUGUAAUGAAUUACAUGAAAAUCCAUAAACAGCAACGAUCCACCUCCAGUUUUCCCUCAAUAUUUUUGGGGAAAAUGUCUGUAUGAUGUCACACUCUCAUCCUAGCCUUUCUAAAAAGCCAUUAAACCAAAGUUACAAAUCAGUGUUGAAGAAGUAAAUUUCUGGCUCUGAUUCCCCAGAAGCCCUGAGGCAUGACGAGAAGUAGGGCAGCUUAAAUUAGAGCCAAGAAACUAUGAGGUGCAUAUCAUCCUACAGUCAUGUAGAAAAGAAAGUACACCCUCUUUUCAUUCUAAGAAAAUAGUAAAAAAUCAGCAGCUCUUGAAUUUAGAUAAAUAAAACCUCAGAUAAAUAAUAACAGCCAUAUUUUUUACCAUCAUUUAUUUGUACAUUAUUUGUAAAACUAUGUCCAUCAUUGCUGCUACUAAAAUAUAAAUUAAGAGGGUGAGUAGCUGCCAUGUGUUGAUAAUCAAUGCCCUUGAUCAUCUUCAAUGUGAGCUUCUCUGAAAGUCUUUUGAGUUUUCAGGUCUGCAGCAUUCAGCUGAGUGUUUACACAAUGCCAAGGAGGAAAGACAUCAGCAAUGAUCAUAAAGAAGCAACUGUGCAGCCCAUCAGUCUGAGAACGGUUAUAAGGUCAUUUCCAAACCAUCAUUCUACAAAGAGAAAGAUUAUUAACAAGAAAAAACACAUUCAGGACAGCUACCAAUCUUCCCAGCAAAUUCAGCUCAACAUCAGACCGUGCAAUGCCCAGACUACAAAACACCGAACAGCUACAUCCCAGACUCCCCAGGCCUCAGUUAGCAUGUUUAAUAAUAAAGUUCCUGACAGUCUGAUUGGAGACAGACUGAGCCGGGAUGGCUUGUUCGGAAGGGUUGCACGAAAAAGAAUCUUCUUAUGUUUGCAAAGCUGCAUCUGAACAAACCACAAGACUUUGUGUCCUUUGGACAGACCAGACCAGAAUGAUGAUGUCAGAAUGCACAAACUACCCACGACAGCAUAUCAGCGCAAAAAUCUCAUGCCAGCUGUCAAGCACUGUGGUGGAGGGCUGAUGAUCUGGGCUUGAUUUGGAGCCACCUGGACACCUUGCAGUCAUUUAGUGGACCAUGAACUCCUCUGUAUAGACUAGAAUGACUUUAUUGUUAUUCAGAAUAUAUACCCGUUAGUGCACAUUAUAAACAACAUUUUGAUGCGUUCAAUGCCAUCUGACUACCUUAUGAGAAUUUGAAUGUAUUCCUGUCUCACUAAUUGGCAAAGGUUUAACUCUACCAAAUUUUCAGGUAUUUUAUUGGGCAGCUAAUCUUUAAAAUAUUGUUUCUUGGUUUAAUUCACCCGAUGUGUCAUGGUGUAAAAAGCACAGUCAUGUUUCGUUGUUGACUUUGAUUUGUUCUUUUAUUCCAAACAAUCCAUCUGGCUUUACAAAUAACAAAUAGUCGGCUCUACACUAAUAAUUAGCAGCAGUUUAGGAAGUAUUUUAAGCUCACACUGUUGAAUAAUGACUUAUUUCCUCCAACAAUGAGGGAUUAAGACCUUACAGAGAUUUCUAGGCAUAAAGUGUGUUUUAUAGAUUUUUUUUAAUUUAUCUUCUAAGUUUUCUUUUCGUCUUUCUCACCUUAUCUUCAGAUAAGACGCUGUAUUACAUCGUUGUUUCCUGGUUUUCCGUCCAGGCUUUCAGACCAGCUGUGGGAGGAAUGUUUAAGCUCUAAAUUGCAUAAAAGUGAUUCAUUUCAAAUGUAGGCCUACAUAGUAAACUCUUCUCACCUGACUGAAGUAGAACACGUUUUAAAGUUUUUUUAUAGAAUUUAUUUUUCUAGAGCUCCACUGUUACACAUUUUUCCCAGUAUUACGGACUGAUGUGAUGAAUGUGAAGCUUCUUAUUGUAAUCUUUCCCACACGUUUCAUUGUUGUUUACAGUUUCUGGCAGAAAUGUUGUCACACAAUGUCAAAAAUUGUUUGGUGUAAAUCUACAACCCUCUCCCAUAUAGUCAUUUUUGGUUAUUCACAAGAAUACAAGCAGCUUUUUUUUCAGGUAACAGUUAAAGGUUUUAUUUUUUACUUCACGUGCAGCUUUCUACCUGAAGUUCGACGGCUUCAUGAUGUCAUUUCUUGAAAAUAGCUUAAAAAUAUAAAUCGUGCUUGUAGAGGUAACUUGGGAUUCUUUAGCUCAGUGUAAAUUAUUUAAGUUUUUUUUUUUCAUUGGUAUGUGUAUGUAUGUUUAUGCGUGUAUGGGCAUGUGUACAUGUACGCGUACUAUUUGUAAAUGUUUCUUUUUUUUUUUUUUUUUUUAAAUAUAUCUUGGAGAAAAAAUGUAAACAUGGCCUGUAACGUUACAGUGAGAAAAUGUUUAAACUGAGGCUGUGGCGUGUUCCUAAUUAAAUAAGUAAAUAAAUGAAUAAAUAAAUAAUAAAGAUGCUGAUGGCAUGGGGACGUUGUGACAGUACCAUCGAUGCAGAGGCAUAUAUCAAAUCAUUGGGGAAUAAUAAAGUGAGGUCCUUCCCUAUGAGAUCAGCAGUUAUUU
Messenger RNA from Melanotaenia boesemani (Boeseman's rainbowfish), 4540 nucleotides. RefSeq names its product rhomboid domain containing 1 (gene rhbdd1). The record is from RefSeq and is a predicted model, not a curated record. NCBI's taxonomy places the organism in Eukaryota, Metazoa, Chordata, Actinopteri, Atheriniformes, Melanotaeniidae. Gene Ontology annotation, molecular function: serine-type endopeptidase activity. Gene Ontology annotation, cellular component: membrane. The transcript is spliced from 8 exons. Bases 259 to 1230 code for a protein of 323 amino acids.